CCUGGAAUGACAAAAACUAGUAUUGGAAGUAUAGGGGGGAAAAAAAUUGCCCUUUAUCUUUGUCUUCUCUUUUGGUAAGAAUCUCAUUCUCCUUUACCUUUUCCUAACAUCUUGUCUGAUGAUUACUUGGAAUACAAGACACUUUCUUUGGAUAUGUUCUUAUGUAGGUGGUGGAGAGUCAUCCUGCAGAUGAAACUUCUCUUCUUCACAAAUUAGGUCCUCCAACCUCUGUCUAUUUCUCGAGUUGACUUGAUUUAGCAUGGGUGUGUCCAUGUCUCGACUUGUAAAGUGGUUUCUUGCAAAGUUUGAUAUGAAAAUUCUGAUGCUGGGUCUUGAUGCUUCAGGGAAGACAACCAUUCUGUACAAGUUGAAGCUGGGAGAAGUCGUUGUAACUGUACCAACAAUAGGUUUUAAUGUAGAAGUUGUAGAGUACAAAAAUAUCAGUUUCACUCUGUGGGAUGUUGGAGGACAAGACAGGAUUCGGCCUUUGUGGAGACAUUACUUUCGAAAUACCCAGGGACUCAUUUUUGUGGUGGACAGCAAUGACAGAGAAAGAAUCUCAGAAGCCCGAAAUGAGCUGCACCAGAUUCUGAGUGAGGGCGAACUACGCGAUGCAACCGUACUUGUAUUUGCCAAUAAACAAGACCUUCCUCAUGCUAUGUGUGUUUCUGAGAUUGCUGACAAACUUGGCCUGCAUUUGCUUGGCCAGCGUCGGUGGUACAUCCAGGGUACUUCCGCGAGGUCCGGCCAAGGACUUUAUGAGGGUCUUGACUGGUUAUCCAGCAACAUCCCUCCCUGUGAAGGCAGCCAUAACCUGAAAAGGCUCUUGCACUGACAAUUUGGAAAAACCAGUGAAAAUAACUAGAUGAUUCAAGCUUUUCCGAGAGCUUUUUCUUGUACAAGUUGGUGAGACACCCUUCAACCUAUGAAUCACGGAUACUUCAAAAAUGAGUUGUAACUUGUAUAAAGUAGAAAUCUAUUGUUUCAGAUUUUAUCAAAUUAACUAUCUAUUGAAAAAUAAAAUAAACUGACUUCAGAGAGAA
This is a messenger RNA of Camellia sinensis, 1043 nucleotides long. RefSeq names its product ADP-ribosylation factor 1. NCBI's taxonomy places the organism in Eukaryota, Viridiplantae, Streptophyta, Magnoliopsida, Ericales, Theaceae. Gene Ontology annotation, molecular function: GTPase activity; GTP binding. The record is from RefSeq and is a predicted model, not a curated record.